This is a messenger RNA of Phaedon cochleariae (mustard beetle), 799 nucleotides long. The record is from the annotation of a GenBank genome assembly. NCBI's taxonomy places the organism in Eukaryota, Metazoa, Arthropoda, Insecta, Coleoptera, Chrysomelidae.
GAAACUCUUUGCGAUAACGCAUUGCAGCAGAUUUUUUUUAGAUUGUUUUGUCAAGCCAAUGGGGUUCGACAUGCUAUAACGGCGUUUGAUUGGUACCAAAUUAAAUUCGAUUUUAAAUUAGAUACGCUAUAUAAAACCACAGGGGAGAUCGGAUUUGUCUCACUUGGUUUCACUCGUGCGGUCGUCGUUUCAGCUGGUGAACUUAACGGGGUGAAAAAGAAAUGGCGGACUUGAAGCCGAGAGAUCUGGAAUGCGCAGAAUUUUGUAUCGAAGUAUUUGGCAACAGCGCCAAAGAACUUGACGCGAUGUAUUUGGGAAAAUUUAUGUACAACAUGAAUGUGAAUCCCAGUCAAGAAAGACUAAUCCAACUCGGAAUGACCAAAAAGGAAGGUGAGAAAACUUUCAAGUUCGACGAACUCCUACCUAUGGUUUCUGAUUUGAAGAAAGAAAUCAAAGAUCAAGGCUGCUAUGAAGAUUUCGUGGAAUGUCUCAAGCUUUACGACAAAAAUGAAAACGGUCUGAUGCAAUCGGGAGAAUUGAGUCAUUGUUUGCUAACAUUAGGAGAAAAACUCACAGACGAUGAAGUAGACGUACUUUUGGAGGAAUGUUUAGAUGAAGAAGAUGAUGAUGGUCAAGUUCCUUAUAUUCCUUUCCUUAAAAGGAUGUGUGAAAUGGAGCCCCCAUUGAAACCAUCGAAGAAGAAACUGUGAUGCUUCCUAAUAUUAUUUAUUACCAUUAUCAUUAACAACGCUCUGCUUGUGAAUAUGCUUCUGCUAAAAAAGUUUUACUGCCAUUAAUA